GGAGACCUCAAUAACAAAAUUUACUAGCACAGUGGGACUUCCGGUGAUAGACUGACGAUAGAUGAUAAUUUUAGUAGGUUCACAGAAGAUAGAAAAAAUAUAUACCAUAAUCGCUUAAUUCUGAGGACCAAGUUAUUGCACAUGACAUCUAAGAGGGGUGAAAAGAGACCAAGAGAUGAUGACUGUGAAGAGUGUUAUCCAAUAUCCAAGAGAAUCAACAGAUUGCAGAUAGAAACAAUUUCAAAUCAAAAUAGCACACUUCCAGCUCAGAACACACUUGCAGCUCAGAACAUGGGGGUCUGUAUUCCAAAAGCACGUUCCAAUGAAUCUGAUGACCUACAUUUACAGUGCCGCAACUUGCGGAUCCACUCCAAUUCCAAUGAUGCUAAUUUACAUCCAGAAAAUAACCUUCCAUCCACCUCCAUCAAUAACAAUUUAAAUUCUGAAAAUCCAAACUGCAUGGCGUGUAACAUGGGUCAGGGUGAUCCAUAUUACCAGGAGUUAAUGGAGGGUUACAACCCAGAACUGACACAGGAAGACAAUCCCUUCUAUUUCAGCAUUAACAGACUCUUGUUUGAUGCCCACGCCAGCAGAACAGGCCGGCAUAGAGUCAACUUUUCCAACUCGUAAACUUAUUCCAUAAUCUCUCUAGUGAUAUCAUUGUACACAGAUCUGUCAUUUGUUUAUGUCUGACUGCUGAUUAAGUACGAGCGACUGCUGAGGCGUAUUCACUGAAGGAAAAUAUGAUGUGAUGUUAUUGAUUCAUGUUAGUAUGCAUGUUAUUUAUUUUGAGCACUAGUAGUGUACUAGUUAUUUUUCAUUAUUCAUACUUUUUAACGAUAUUGAGUGAUCUUUUUUUUAAAUGAUGGAUUCAUUCAUUCUUGUACAGAGUUGAAUGUUAUCCUCUGUAACAUGGAUGUAUUUUAUUGCAUUCUGGGACUGAUUCAUUCUUAUGCUUGAUUUGGAUGUUUUCUAAGGUUUUAUCAUUACAGUUACAUUUUCCCCAUACACAUAGAUUACUUUGGAAAUGUUUCAUACAAGUUUAUGUAUUGGAAUAUGAUUUGUGUACAAAUUUUAUACAUCCAGAAUAACUUUUUAAAGAGUUCUAGGUUUGUGUUAUGAGAGUUUAAAAACACUGGAAGUAUUGUUGAACUUGCUUCCAUUAUUUUUAUAUUCCUUUAAUACAAACUAGACCUAUAGCUAUUUCUGUAGCUAUUCCAUGUAAAAGUGAAUCUAUAUUUUGUAAUUUGUCUCUUUUUUUCAUAAACAUACAGUUGCAGGAUUUUAUGUAAAGUUGAAAGGUGAAUGUUUGUAUGGAGAAAUAAAUACGUUGAAACAGCAUAUUUUUAUUGAUAAAUGUAGAUAUUGUGACACAAUCCAUUUCACUCUGACAUAAUUUGUUGAAAACCUUCUCAGAAGAUUCCUAUAUUUUGAACUAUAGAACUUAAAUUAGUGUCUAUUUAGCUGUGGAAUGGAGUGUUAUAUUUGAUUAGAUCCCUGUGGAAACAUCUAAAUUUAGUAUUGCAACAUUUAGCUAUCAGCUGAUUUUACGCAUUGUAUUGCAUGUUCUUGAAGCUAAAGUCGCAUUUUUUAUGUGUCAGUUGCCAUGUUUGUUAAUUCUUUAAAAAUAAACUUGACUGUUGAU
Ostrea edulis (European flat oyster) is the source of this 1645-nucleotide messenger RNA. RefSeq lists its product as uncharacterized. The coding region runs from base 142 to 630 and encodes 162 amino acids. The transcript is spliced from 4 exons. The record is from RefSeq and is a predicted model, not a curated record. NCBI's taxonomy places the organism in Eukaryota, Metazoa, Mollusca, Bivalvia, Ostreida, Ostreidae.